UUUUGCCAACGAUUGCUGACUUUGACGUUGUUUUGGCGUCCCUUCGUCUAAAUUUUAAACUCUAUCUAAUUCUAAGUCUUUAUUGUUUACUCAGGUUCAUACAUAAUUAAAAAGGAAAAGAGGAAAUUCUUUGCGAACAAAUUAAAAUAUAUUUUCGUAUUUAUUAACACAAACGAUGAAGCACUAGGUAAAAUUGUGUUGAUAUUCCAGACUGAAUUUAGAAACGAAAAUUUUUCUUUGCAGGAAAAUUGUUUUCUGACCGAAAGAAUCAAACAUUUUAUGAGGCCCAAAAUUUCAGUAAAAUAUCACGCACGGAUUAAACGACUCGUCAGUUACCUAACAUAUACUAUCAAGUAAAUCGAGGUGCAAAACUUUCAGAUAAACAGAAGUGUAAGGAUAUCAGACAAUGAAAGCAACUCCAAGGACAUAAAGAAAUUUACUUGAUAUCCUUUGCACCAAAACAGAUCGACGAUGAAUAAAUCAGAUUCUGAACGUUUGACUGCUUUUAACCAACAGGAAGUCGAAAAGCACCUAGCUAUUAUUACUCUUUUAUCCAUUUUUAUGAUAAUGGGUAUUAUUGGUAAUAGUUUAAUAGUCUACAUUCAUAUUUGCAAAUUAAAUCGAACAGCAUCCACUUUGCUUAUUAUUUUCUUUGGCUGGAGUCAAAUUUUUACCAGCGCGAUAUGUAUACCAAUGGAUAUUGUUUUCCUUCUUUAUUCAUAUAUUUUCACAAAUAGCUUUCUUUGUCGUAUUAUGCAGUCUACCAUUUUUAUGUCAGCUUUUGUAUCAGGAUUGAUAAUAUUCACAAUUGCUAUAGAUCGGUUUAAAAGAGUAUGCCGGCCGUUUGCAACACAAUUUAAUCGUAAGGAUGUCAAGAAGCUCAUCUGGUUAAACAUUGUAAUAACGACUAUACCGAUGACUGUCAACUUUUAUGUUUGUGGAAUUAAAAAAAUUCCCUUGUAUAAUAACUUAAUCGGUCACAUGUGCUCAAUGUCAGAUAAAGCAAAUCCACGUGUGGUAUACAGUUUCUUCAUUUUUAUGCUAGUACUAUGCGUGGUGUUAGUGCUGACGUUCAUCAUAAUUUAUUCUACAAUAUUUAUGAAGCUGAGGGAAUACAGUAAACGUAAGAGAUUGUUGGCCUCCCUUCAACCGUCAAUUUCAAAAGUUAGUGAAAUAACCUCGUCGAGAGAGGAACAUUUAGAACCAACGAUAAGUAAAGAUUCAUUAUUCCAACCCAUGCAACGCAGAAGAUAUUAUAUUGCCACAACCCGAAUCACAUUCAAUAUGUUUUGUAUAACUCUUUCAUGGUGUCUUACCUACAUUCCUUAUUUCACAGUAACUUUCUUAACUACAAAAAUAAAUGUCAGAAGAGUCGGUUGGAAACCUACUGAGGACAUAUUUUAUGAAAUAGCUGAUCAUUCUUACUAUAUAAACGCUGUCAUCAUUCCAAUAAUUUACGUAAUCUUCAACCCACCUUUCAGGAGAGAAGUUAUUACCCUCUUCAAACGAUAUAUUUUGUGCACCAUAAGUAAUAAACCAGACGAAAAUUAG
Molecule: messenger RNA, 1551 nt
Organism: Octopus sinensis (East Asian common octopus)
Lineage: Eukaryota; Metazoa; Mollusca; Cephalopoda; Octopoda; Octopodidae
Product: neuropeptide Y receptor type 1-like
Exons: 2
Coding region: 472-1551 (359 amino acids)
Biological process (GO): G protein-coupled receptor signaling pathway
Cellular component (GO): membrane
Molecular function (GO): G protein-coupled receptor activity; peptide binding
Source: RefSeq, a predicted model, not a curated record